GUAAUAUUGUCCUUGUUUAUUUUUAUUUUUCCUUUUUUUUUUUGUUUCCAGGGAGCCAACAACAUCCAGGUACGGAGGGCUGUGAAAGACACGCUCUCCAAUCCACAGUCUCCCCAGCCGUCCCCUUACAGCUCCCCAAAAUCGCAGCACAAGACCCAGCAGAGCUUCCUGCCCCCAGGCUGGGAGAUGAGAAUAGCCCCAAAUGGACGGCCUUUCUUCAUCGACCACAACAGCAGAGCCACCACCUGGGAGGAUCCCAGAUUGAAAUAUCCAGUCCAUAUGAGGAAUAAGAACUCCAUGGAGCCUGGUGACCUCGGCCCUCUUCCUCCUGGAUGGGAAGAAAGAGUUCACACAGACGGACGCACCUUCUACAUUGACCACAAUACAAAGAACACGCAGUGGGAGGACCCACGUCUACAGAGUCCAGCUAUCACAGGACCCGCUGUUCCCUACUCCAGAGAGUUCAAGCAGAAAUACGACUACUUCAGGAAGAAAUUAAAGAAACCGGCUGACAUCCCCAACCGGUUUGAGAUGAAGCUACACAGGAACAACAUCUUUGAAGAGUCGUACCGUCGAAUCAUGUCCCUGAAGAGGCCAGAUGUGCUGAAGGCGCGGCUAUGGAUCGAGUUUGAAUCAGAGAAAGGACUGGACUACGGCGGUGUGGCCAGAGAGUGGUUCUUCCUCUUAUCGAAGGAGAUGUUCAAUCCCUACUACGGCCUUUUCGAGUACUCUGCCACGGAUAACUACACACUCCAAAUCAAUCCCAACUCUGGCCUGUGCAAUGAGGAUCACCUCUCCUACUUCAAGUUCAUCGGGCGCGUGGCAGGAAUGGCCGUGUUUCAUGGGAAACUACUGGAUGGAUUUUUCAUCCGGCCGUUCUACAAGAUGAUGCUGGGAAAACAGAUCUCUCUUAAAGACAUGGAGUCUGUGGACAGCGAAUACUACAACUCUCUGAAGUGGAUUCUGGAGAACGAUCCCACUGAGCUGGACCUGAGGUUUUGUAUUGACGAGGACAACUUUGGACAGACGUACCAAGUGGACCUGAAGCCCAGCGGCUCAGACAUGGUGGUCACCAACGAGAACAAGAAGGAGUACAUAGACCUGGUCAUCCAGUGGAGGUUUGUCAACCGGGUCCAGAAGCAAAUGAACGCCUUCUUGGAGGGCUUCACUGAGCUCAUUCUUAUAGAUCUGAUCAAGAUCUUUGAUGAAAACGAACUGGAGCUGCUCAUGUGCGGUCUGGGUGAUGUCGACGUCAACGACUGGAGACAACACACUGUUUACAAGAACGGCUACUGUCCCAACCAUCCUGUUAUACAGUGGUUCUGGAAGGUUGUCCUGUUGAUGGAUGCCGAGAAGAGAAUUCGACUCCUCCAGUUUGUUACGGGAACAUCACGAGUGCCCAUGAACGGCUUUGCUGAGCUUUAUGGUUCUAACGGUCCUCAGCUGUUCACAAUCGAGCAGUGGGGAACACCAGAUAAGUUACCAAGAGCUCACACAUGUUUCAACCGCUUGGAUCUGCCUACCUACGAAUCAUUCGAGGACCUGAGAGAGAAACUCCUCAUGGCUGUGGAGAACGCGCAGGGCUUCGAGGGGGUCGACUAAGACCUCUCGGCCGCGUCACACCAUCCAACAAUAAAACAAAAAGCCACAGGGAUGUCAAACCAGCUGCUGUAGCAGUUUCUGUGCAAGCAUGUUGUACUGUGAUGCCUGACUGUGAGCCACCUCCACAGCACGGUGGUUUGAGACUGUACAGCGACUUGUCGAGCCAAUAUGCCUACGUCUUUCUAUCUUUUCAGUGUGGUAGGUCACUCCUUAAAGGUGCUGGGGAAAGAAAGGGAGCGUUGCACUCUUUGAAUGCUGAAAUCUAUUAUCCACAGGCAUGAGCAAUGAAUGACGGGAGCUGGCCCCUGAUCCACUGUUUCUUUCCCCUCUAACCCUCGUCCUGUGAAAAUCUACAGUGCUGGAAAAACACCAAUGCAUUUCAAUAGCUCCUUUAUGUACACUAUAGCACAGUAUUUGAGCGCCCUUCGAUUGGAAGGGUCUUAGCAUGGCCUUAAUCUGGCUCCUACAUGCACUAUUUCUCUAAGACAAACUGCAAUGGCACUAUGAUCACAACUCUCUCAAAUCCUUAGACCAACACCAGAUUACCUUAGGAAUGCUAGCCAAUCACAUUUCAGGAAAUCGGCCACACCCCUCCGUAGAGCCUUGUCUGUGUCGUGUGAUCAGAUAUCGCCGCUGCAGCCUUUUUGUAGAAUAAUUUUCUUUUUUUUUAGCCACUGGUAAGGAUUUACAAGAACGGUGGGGACGAACGAAUCCCCACAGCUGAUUUUUUUUCUUUUUUUUUUUUUUUAUAGUUUUUGUCAUUAAAAGAACAGAUUUUCUUUUUAGCAUUGGUAUCAUUCUCGCAGGAAAGUACUCUCAGUGUAUUUGUACUGAUGAACAAUGUUCUUUACUAUUUUGACGACUAUAUAUGACAUGGUGUGUGAAGUGCAAAUUUGGCUAGUCUGGGACUUGAUUAAUCCAUAUCAUUUGUUACGGUGAUAGCAAAUGUGAUGAAAAAGAAAUGUUUUUUCUUUUUUUUAUUGUAGUGCUUUGAAAGCAGCAUGAAACUGUACCUUGUGUUUGCUCGGACUACAUAUUAAUUUGGACGUGUAAUCGGUCUCGAGGUUGGGAAAGAAAAAAAAAAAACUAAAACUGGGGGUAGUUUCUCUGAGACGUCAUGAUUAUAUUAAUAUUCUCAUGCCUGUUGCUGUUCAUAAUGCUGUAAAUUGUUCUUGGAAAAAAAAACAACAACAUUUUAAGUUCUUUCAUGAUAUAUAAAUAUAUGUAUGUAUUACAUUUAACAGAAGUAUUACUGAUCAACAACACUAAAAUGAAGCUGUGUGUGUGCGCGGGUGUCUGAGAGAAAAGCUGUGAUUGCCACUGAAUAUAAAGCAGCACGUUUCUUACCAAGAAAAAAAAAUAAUGUGUUUUUUUUCUUUUUUAUGUUCUCUCUCCUUUUUCUAACACCAUUGAACCUAAAGGGCACUUUAUAGAUCACUCUGAGGUCAUGUCGCCUGUUGUAUGUCUUCUGUCGUUUACUUGAAUGUGAUUCUUUUUUUUGUUUUUUUUUCCAUUCACAGCACUUACUGGGUGCAAUAUAAAUAGUCUGUAAAUCUGGGCUGCUGCUAAGGUAGAAAAAGUUGACAGAAGUGAAGCUGAGACUUCAUAUCCUUUUUAGUAUUCUCUGUUCUGUCUCUUCUUUUCACCCUUGUCUCUAUGUUUUUCCUCCCCUGAUGUUCCUUCCCUUGCUGUGAUCCCACCACUCAAACUGACUCAGUACAGAUUAGUCGUUCCUUUUUUAGAGGGUUUUCUUUUUUAAUGAAUGAGGGGGAAAAAAUCUCAUUUUUGUUAAAGAUUCCACCAAUUUCUGCAACUCUUUGUGGUUCAUUUAACUUCAGUCAAAUAAAAUUGAAACUUCUCAGA
Messenger RNA from Stegastes partitus (bicolor damselfish), 3465 nucleotides. Its product is annotated as NEDD4 like E3 ubiquitin protein ligase. The transcript is spliced from 16 exons. Gene Ontology annotation, biological process: ubiquitin-dependent protein catabolic process; protein ubiquitination; regulation of dendrite morphogenesis. Gene Ontology annotation, cellular component: cytoplasm. NCBI's taxonomy places the organism in Eukaryota, Metazoa, Chordata, Actinopteri, Pomacentridae. The record is from RefSeq and is a predicted model, not a curated record. Gene Ontology annotation, molecular function: protein binding; ubiquitin protein ligase activity; sodium channel inhibitor activity. The annotation marks the transcript as partial.